CAGGCGGAGGUGGAGCAGAAGAAGAAACGAACCUUCCGGAAAUUCACCUACAGAGGGGUGGACCUGGACCAGCUCCUCGACAUGUCCUACGAGCAGCUGAUGCAGCUGUACAGCGCCCGGCAGCGCCGGCGCCUCAACCGGGGGCUGCGCCGCAAGCAGCACUCCCUGCUGAAGCGCCUGCGCAAGGCCAAGAAGGAGGCGCCGCCCAUGGAGAAGCCAGAGGUGGUGAAGACCCACUUGCGGGACAUGAUCAUCCUCCCCGAGAUGGUGGGCAGCAUGGUCGGCGUCUACAACGGCAAAACCUUCAACCAGGUGGAGAUCAAGCCCGAAAUGAUCGGUCACUACCUGGGGGAAUUCUCCAUCACUUACAAGCCGGUGAAGCACGGCCGGCCUGGCAUCGGUGCCACCCACUCCUCCAGGUUCAUUCCUCUGAAGUAACGAAGCGCUGCGGGGAGCCUUUUCCACGUGUAAAUAAAGACGUUUCUCCCAGCUG
Molecule: messenger RNA, 493 nt
Organism: Fulmarus glacialis (Northern fulmar)
Lineage: Eukaryota; Metazoa; Chordata; Aves; Procellariiformes; Procellariidae
Gene: RPS15
Product: ribosomal protein S15
Exons: 3
Biological process (GO): ribosomal small subunit assembly; translation
Cellular component (GO): ribosome; cytosolic small ribosomal subunit
Molecular function (GO): structural constituent of ribosome; RNA binding
Source: RefSeq, a predicted model, not a curated record